AUGGUCACUCUGAAUGGCCUGAUCGUAGGCGGCCAGCUCUGCUGCACGUCCACCGGAAACUGUCCUCGUCAGGUUGUUUCUGGUGCACUCAUUAGUCUCAAUUGCACGAUUCUCGGUGUAACAACAACCGUGGGCCAAACCACGACCGACAUUAAUGGGUCAUUCAACAUUACUGUUCGGGCUUUGAUCGGUCUUGUUUUGGGCCUUCCCAGUCCUCCGUGCAUUGUUAGCGUUCGGCUUCCGCUCGACUCUAUAGUUUGUCCCAUGCUUUCCACUGUCGAUGGGGCUCUUGUCUCCACCGUUCGGUCUGUUGGGACAAUUGUCACAUCGGCUUUUGGUUGA
Molecule: messenger RNA, 342 nt
Organism: Striga asiatica
Lineage: Eukaryota; Viridiplantae; Streptophyta; Magnoliopsida; Lamiales; Orobanchaceae
Source: the annotation of a GenBank genome assembly